GUGGAAUGUUUACAAAAUACAAAUAUUUGUUGACGUUUGAUAGUGCGUGCGUUUCGUAGCUACCUUUUGGAAAUAUGCGUUACUCCACACGGAGUUAUAAAAUUUAAUUUUAAACUAUUAAAUGGAUUUGUUAAAUGAUUCAUCAUUCAAACUAAAAUACCAGAAAGCUAAGUUGAAAGUUAAAUUCUGGGAGAGUGAAUUCAAAAAAGCUAAUGGCUGCAACCCUACUAAGAAUGAUAUCCGUUCAGCUGCUGAAAAAGUUAGAGAUGCAUACAAAACAUAUUACCAUCUUAAGUCACUCAUUCUACAAAAAUCUCUCAUGGAAAUAUCAUUUUCAGAAGACUGCGAAAACAGCUCUUCGUUUUCAAACAGCGCUUUCUCUGCCCUAGAGACAAAUAAGAAAAAUGAUAUUCUUGAGGAUUCGCAAAAUGACACAAUUGAUACUACAGACUCCAUGAAUUUACAUCAACUGGAAGCUAGUCUAGAAAUAUGUAGUCCUAUCACUCCAAUCGACAUCAACAGCUUUAGUGGAAGCAGUGAUGCCGUUCCUGAAGGAAUGUUGCCUGCAGCUUGCGAGAAAAAUGAAGAGGAAUCGAAAAUCGCUAAUGAAUUGAAGAAUGUAAAGGGGGUUUGGGGGAUCCAUUUGAACGUGAAAAAGGAAUGUAAGCCAGAAAAUAAAAAAUUGCCCAUUAUUGAAACGCGUUCAUCUCAGCUUUCCCAGAAGCUGUUUGCUGGGGCCAAAUUUAAGAUAAGGAACCCUCGGAAACCCCUGUCUGUUUCGCGAACCUUGAAGCGCAACCGAUCCGACAGCUGUGCAAUAGAAAGCAUUUCAAAUUUUGACUCUGUGUCCUGUGAAGAUGAUUAUGUGUCUUCAUCUGCCCCAAGCCAGUUUCAAGAUGUUUCGUUAAAUUUAACGUGCUCCCAGCCGUCGGGCUCGGAAAGCAAUAACGCUUGUCAAAGUGAUAAAUUUAAAAUUGCGACGAUCCGCACGCCAGUAGCUCACACUGCGGUAAACAUUGUGCAAAAAAUGUUUGCACCAUCAAGUUCGCAGUCUGACUGUACACCCCUCAGGAAGAUUGAUCAGGGCUGGCUGGAAAGAUGUGCGAAAGCCAAUGAUUUGCACUGCAAACCUUCAUUGCAAAAUGACUCGGGGAUCGAGUCGCUGGGAUCGAAUGCGAAGUCAUCAAUUUCCCCUGAGGCGGAGUGCCUUAAUUUUAAACCUUGUACUAUGUUUGACUCUGUAUUCGACAAUGCUGUCGUUGCUGAUAGUUUUCAAAACAAAAAGUUCGGCGAGUCCUUUGCCAGCGAUGAAGAUAUUGUGGAUGACAGUGGGUCUGAAACCGAAUCCCAAUCCAGAUUUAGUUUUGGAAUCAAGCGGAAAUCGUGUAGUUAUACCACCCAUACCAAUACGCCAUUGGUAACAAACAGAAAGCCCGAUAAAAAGUGCAAAUUUGACGUUGAUGCUGACAACCUCAUAUCUAGAAAAUCUUGCGACAAAACCUCGGCUUCCCCCAGUUGUCUAAGUGAAGGCACUCCUAAAGAAUGCUCGAAGACUGUGAAGGAAAUCGACGUGUACGAGAUUGCAAAUACCAUAGUCGAGGAAGAGAAGCAGAUCUCGAAGAAAACCAAGAAGAAAGGCGGGAAAUUGUCGAAAAAAGAACUGCUGGAGAAGAAGAUGUCUUCGGGCCAGGCAAACGACAACUACGUCAGCAUAAACUUGAAGAAGAAGAUUUAUGCGCGGGGCAAGAAGACUGUGAACUUCUCCAAGUACAAGAAGCUGGAGUGGAAGAAGAAGAAGAGGGCUGCUGGCUUCGCCGGUUGCUCCGACGACACUCCGGCGAACAGCGGGGGCGGAGGCCUGCUGACUUGCUUCAGCUGUGGCGACGUUGGCCAUUACGCGAGGAACUGCCUCAACAAAGGGGACAAGUUGUUGCCGCAAGAUGAGGGUGAAGAAGAAGACGAAAGUCCGUUCCCAACUCUGGAGCAGGCGGAAGCAAUGGCUGCAGAACUCGCGCAGCCGAACGUUAGAAGAACGUUCCAACUGGGAAGGGAAGAACUAGAGGUUCGGAGUUUGGCUGAACAGAAAGAUUUACCUGAUUCUAUGAAAGAAGAAUUGGGAAUUGAGACCUUGCCUCCAUCCAAGGUACCACCUGUGUACAAACUAAAUGAAGAUGGUUCACUUAUAGACACGCCGCUGGAGGUGGUGGCGGCGCUGCUGAAGUUCGGGCACCGGCGGUUCCGCCCGGGCCAGGAGGAGGCCGUCAUGAGGGUGCUGUCGGGGCUGUCCACCCUCGUGACCCUGUCCACCGGCGCGGGCAAGUCCCUGUGCUACCAGCUGCCGGCGUACGUCUACGCCCAGCGGAGCCGCUGCGUCACGCUGGUCGUCUCCCCGCUCGUCUCGCUCAUGGAGGACCAGGUGACGGGGGUACCGGCGUGUCUGCGCGUCGCCUGCCUCCACACGGCCCAGACGCCCAAGCAGCGCCAGGCCGUGGCGGAGGCGGCUGGGGCCGGCCGCCUGGACGUGCUCCUGGUGUCUCCGGAGGCCGUGGUGUCGGGCGACCGCGCGACGGGAUUCAGCGCCUUGCUGCGCCAGCUGCCGCCCGUGGCCUUCGCCUGCGUCGACGAGGCGCACUGCGUGUCGCAGUGGUCGCACAACUUCCGGCCCUCCUACCUCAUGGUCUGCCAGGUGCUGAGGGAGAAGCUCGGGGUGAGCACGAUCCUGGGGCUGACGGCGACGGCGACGGCGGCGACUCGGGCGGGCAUCGCGCCGCACCUGGGCGUGCCCGACGGGGAGCGGGGAGUCAUCAGCGACGUCCCCCUGCCGGCCAACCUCCUGCUGUCGGUGUCCCGGGACCCCGAGCGGGACCGGGCCCUGGUCGGCCUGCUGGGCGGGAGGCGCUUCGCCCCCUGCGGCUCAAUCGUCGUGUACUGCACGCGGAGGGAGGAGUGCGAGCGGCUGGCCGCCCUGAUCCGGACGUGCCUGCAGGACGCGCACGGUAGGAAGGCCAAGAAGUCGAGGUUGUCGGAGGUGGCAGAGCCGUACCACGCGGGGCUCAGCGCCGCUCGCCGCAAGCAGGUGCAGAAGUUGUUCAUGUCAGGCGAGCUGAGGAUCGUGGUGGCGACGGUGGCCUUCGGCAUGGGCAUCAACAAGCCGGACAUCCGCGGAGUGAUCCACUACAACAUGCCCCACAGCUUCGAGAGCUACGUGCAGGAGGUGGGGCGUGCCGGGAGGGACGGCCUGCCGGCUCAAUGCCACCUCUUCCUCGACAGCAAGGGCCGGGACAAGAACGAGCUGCGCCGGCACAUCCACGCGGACUCGGUGGACCGCCACACGGUGCGCCGGCUGCUGCAGCGGGUGUUCGUGGGCUGCAAGUGCGCGACGGCGGGCGCGCCCUGCCCGGGCCACGAGGUGGCCUUCCCCCUGGACGACACGGUGCUGGCCCUGGACCUGCCCCGGGAGAACGUGCUCACCCUGCUGUGCUACCUGCAGCUGGACCCGCGGCGGUGGGCGAGCGUCCUGCCCCCCGCGUACACCCUCUGCAAGGUCGUCAGCUACAAGGGCCCCUCCGCCUUGCGCCGCGCCGCCGGCACGUGCGCGCCCCUGGCCAUGGCGAUAGCUCUGGACCAGCGUCGAGGCGUGUCCCACGAGAAGAGCAACAUCAUAGAGUUCCCCGUCGUGGAGGUCGCCGCCGCCAUCGGCUGGGACAGCGGGCUGGCCAAAGCUCGCCUCAAGAACCUGGAGUGGCAGAAAGUGGGCGACAAGUGGCGCCGGACGGGCCUGGCCGUGGAGUUCUCGCGCCUGGGGUUCCGUGUGGCGGCGCGGGGCGACCUGCCCGCGCGGGAGCUCGACGAGGUUCUGGACACGCUGCACGCCCGCGUGCGCGGCCGGGAGGCGGCCGCGCUGGCGCAGCUCGAGUCCGUGUUCGCCGCGCUCACCGCGGUCUCGUGUCCGGAGUACAAGGAGUGCUCGGAGGAAUGCAACAUCGACAGAAGUGAGCAGCUGAAGGGAAUAAUAAGGGAAUAUUUCCAGCGAGAGCAGGUUGCCUGUGAUCUGCCGUCAGAGGAGGGACUGCGGAACGAGGACCAGGUCGCAGCGGACGUCCGGGCGCUGGUGUGCGGCUACCGGGACACCGGCUUCACGGGGCGGGCCGUCGCGCGCAUCUUCCACGGCAUCGCCAGCCCCUGCUUCCCGGCGCAGGUGUGGGGCCGGUGCCGGUUCUGGCGGGCGCACCUCGACAAGGGCUUCCAGGCGCUGUGCAGGGUCGCCACCCGCGAGAUCCUCCACCUCAAGUGAGCUUGUCUCGGGCCUCCCGUGUCGUACCUCAUCUGGACCGUCAGGGGACUGACUUGAAAACGCACGGGAAUCCCGCGGUGAUCGUAAUUUGACAAGGGGAAAAAAUGCCAUGUUCCAGUCCAAGUCGCCUACACCAGGGGUCGGCCCUCUCGUACCUCAAACAGAGCAUCCACAUUCUGGACUGUCAGGGAAUCGGCUUGAUAUUCCGGGGAAACGCGCGGGAAUUCCACGGCGGUCGUAAUUUGACAAGGGGAAAAAAUGCCGUUUUUCCAGUCUGCCAUCACCUACAACCAGGGGUCGGCAGAAUUUAUCUAGUGAGAUGAGCCAGAUAUUAGGCAAACAGAUUCUCCAAUUUUUCAGACAGCAGCAUCGUGUAUUUUCUCUGUACGUACAUGGGAUUUUAAGAUGAUAUAAAAAUAAAGAAAAGAAAUAAAAUCUAAAUUUUUUAUUCACAAAUUCAACACACAAGUCUUAAAAAUAAAAGGCUACUUAAGGAAAAAAAAAAUUGUCAAUGUAAAAAAAAAAUAUGGUAGUCGUUAGUUGAGCUCUACUGAUGCAACAAGAAAACUUAAAUUAUUUUCAUUAAUGAAUAAUUAAAAUUAAAAAAACGUGGUGGUAGUGUGUAAGCGAGCAGGUUAAAGACCUGCAUUUUUUUUUUGUGCUGUCGCAGCGCAGAGAGGUUGUAGAGCCCUAAAAGCCAGUGAAAAGAGCUGCAUGCGGCUUGCAAGCCACCACCUGCUGACCCCUGACCUACACGGUGAAAGCUUUUUUUUUUAAAAAAAAAUGUUUGUUUUAUUGUGUAUUUGUACUCACUAUAAAAUUGUUUAUAGUAUUGGAGAUGGCUGGAUUUUGGUAAUUUACCUGUUUUAUAACUUUCUGAAAGAAAUAAUUAGUAAAAAUAAAAAUUAAUCAAGGAAUAUUUAAAUCUUUGAUAAAUAAAAGUCAGGGAAAUGUCAGGAAAAAAAAUGAUCACAGGUUUAAGUGAACACUUUGGAAUAGAAACAGUAUGCUUAAAGAACAUUUGCACUAUGUCAGGUCACAAAAGUCUUCAAAUAGUAACUAAAUUGAAGGACUGGUUAUGAACGCUACGAAAAAGUCCUGAAAUAAAUUUUAACCAUUUGGAAGUCACAAAACUUUUAUUUAAUCGAACUUACAUUUUUUUUAUUGACGCUUCACUUCAACUUGUAUUUGCAUAUUGAAUCUAAAUAGUUAGUGACUGUUCACUUACAUCACGUGAGAAUUAUUUCUGAAAAGUUAGUACGUUUCUAACUUAAAAAUAGACGUGAUCCUGUAAAUAGAGGAUGUUUUUCUUAUUUAUUAAAAUAAGCCUCUUGAAAAAAAAUUUAAUAUUUUAUUAAAUAUCUUAAAAGGGCCAUGAAAUUGGUUUACCAGGUAUUUGUAGAACCCCUGACUUAUAUUCAGUAUAUUUCCAUUUAAGUUGUUCUAAGUAGUAAUGGUAAAUAACUUUAGUUAAAAUUUUUAUAUGUAGGUAUUCUUUGAGUGAACUGUUUAUACUCUCUCUGUUUGAUGUACCUUCUUGUAUUGAUGCACAAAGAAACCAUUAUUAUUUUUUUUUUUUAAUAUGUGACAUUUAUGUAGCAUCAAUGUUUUACCUUGAUACAAUUUUAAAGAAUGUGUUUUGAAUUUUUGAUUAAAUGUAAUUUGUAUGUUCGUCUACAUGACUGUUGUACUUUUGCAUGUUUAAAACUUAACUGUGAUGUCUCUGAUGAGGUAGAAAUAGAAAUAUUUCUUUGAAUGUAAAUGCACUAGCACUCCUAUUGGAUAUAUUGUUACAUGUUUUCGAACAUGUUAAAAGGUGCUGAAAUAAACCUGACAAGUA
This is a messenger RNA of Bacillus rossius redtenbacheri, 6134 nucleotides long. It is a transcript of the gene RecQ4, whose product is annotated as ATP-dependent DNA helicase Q4. NCBI's taxonomy places the organism in Eukaryota, Metazoa, Arthropoda, Insecta, Phasmatodea, Bacillidae. Bases 122 to 4294 code for a protein of 1390 amino acids. The transcript has 14 exons. Gene Ontology annotation, biological process: DNA replication; double-strand break repair via homologous recombination. Gene Ontology annotation, cellular component: chromosome; cytoplasm; nucleus. Gene Ontology annotation, molecular function: four-way junction helicase activity; ATP binding; nucleic acid binding. The record is from RefSeq and is a predicted model, not a curated record.